Messenger RNA from Plasmodium malariae, 789 nucleotides. It is a transcript of the gene RPR2, whose product is annotated as ribonuclease P protein subunit RPR2, putative. Gene Ontology annotation, cellular component: nucleolar ribonuclease P complex. The coding region runs from base 1 to 789 and encodes 262 amino acids. Lineage: Eukaryota; Apicomplexa; Aconoidasida; Haemosporida; Plasmodiidae. Gene Ontology annotation, biological process: tRNA processing. The transcript has a single exon. The record is from RefSeq and is a predicted model, not a curated record.
AUGUUGAACUCAGAAAAUGAAAACGAGUUUACUAUCACUAAAAGCCAUCUGUUAAAAAAUAAAGAUCGUUGUGAUGUAUUAAAAAGAAAGUUAAAUAACUUAAGCUCUAUUAAAAAUUGUCCAAAUAAUGUAUUUAAAGACAAUUCAGAAAAAACAAAAACUGGAACAGUAAAAAAGCAUGAACAUGUUGAGGAAUAUAACAAUUCUGAAUGCUUUAAUGAAGAUAUAAAUAGUGAUGUUCAAGCAAAAAAUAAUUCAUCGAAAAAUAAGGAAACAAAUGAAAAAAUACAAAUAUAUGAUGAAUUAAGCGUAAGUGAACCAAAUCGAAGGAAUAGAAAAAAAAGAAAAAAAAAAGGUAAUAAUAACGAUGAAGCAGCAAAACCAAUGAAACAAAUGAUUAGAAUAAAUUAUUUAUUGCAAGCAUCAUUUUUAAUGAAUCACUUUAGCCCCAAUAUAUCUAGGGAAUAUAUAAAAACUAUGAGAAGACUUUCUAACAAGUUUUUAAUAAAAUAUGAUAAAAAAUUCAAAAAGUUGUUUUGCAAAAAGUGCAAUUCAGUUCUAAUCCCAAGUGUAACUUGCAAAGUUUCUGUUAACCCACUGAACUUACCGAAAAACAAAACUAAAAAAAAUGAACAUGUGCAAGAUUUUACAAGCACAAAUAAUAAUUUUAAGUCAAGAGAUGAAUAUCUGGUUUAUUACAAGUGCAACCACUGUCAGCAUAACACAAAAUUUGUUUAUGAAAAUAACUCAACUGUUCCUCAUGAAAAAGAAAACCAAGUCCUUCGAUAA